Messenger RNA from Scomber scombrus (Atlantic mackerel), 1937 nucleotides. RefSeq names its product ring finger protein 181 (gene rnf181). Gene Ontology annotation, molecular function: ubiquitin protein ligase activity. Gene Ontology annotation, cellular component: cytoplasm. NCBI's taxonomy places the organism in Eukaryota, Metazoa, Chordata, Actinopteri, Scombriformes, Scombridae. The record is from RefSeq and is a predicted model, not a curated record. The transcript is spliced from 6 exons. Gene Ontology annotation, biological process: protein ubiquitination. Bases 218 to 691 code for a protein of 157 amino acids.
UAGAUAAUAAUAUGGGGAGAGGUUCCCAACUGUGAUUGGACAAAACACCACGUGGUCGUUUCGUCAGACCCGGAAGAAUGACAAGUGUAUUGUUGCUAGCCCGCAUUUAAGCCUUGACUUGAACGAACAUACGACAGCACGGGAUCUGGUAUCACGGCAUGCAUGUUUCUGCCAGGUAUCUUAAUGCACAGUGGACACAAAGGUUGGCUGGACCAAAAUGGCAUCGUACUUUGAUGAACACGACUGUGAACCCACCAACCCAGAGGAACAGUACCGCCAGAACGCACUACUUGAACUGGCCAGGUCUUUAAUGCAGGGUUUGGACUUGAUUGACUCAGGGGCAUUCGACCUUUCAGACUGGGACCAGCGGCUUCCUCCUCCAGCUGCCAAAACUGCGGUUCAGACCCUCUCUGUGGUCAUUAUUUCCCCGGAACAAGCAGACAAAGGUCUGAAGUGUCCUGUGUGUUUGCUGGAGUUCGAGGAGCAAGAGACGGUUCGAGAAAUGCCUUGUAAACACCUCUUCCACUCAGGAUGUAUACUGCCCUGGCUGGGCAAGACUAACUCCUGUCCGCUGUGUCGACUUGAAUUACCAACUGACAAUCCAGAGUAUGAGGAGUUCAAAAAAGACAAGGAGAGAAGAAAACAGAGAGAGCACAGACUGGAGGACCUACAUGGAGCAAUGUACACAUGACAUGACGGUGCAGUUUUGUGGCACAGUGACAUUUUACACAAAAAAAAAAAAUGAAAAAAAAAAAUAAUUCAGGAAAUGCAUAAUGCUGCGUUCAUGUCAUAUCGUACGGAUUACAUUUUUGACACCUAUGUCACUGGCAAACACAACAAACACCUAAUUCAGGCUUUAUUUACAUUUAUGUUAUGACCAUAAGGCUGAUGGUGAUGUGAGUGACCAUCUUGGAAUAAGGUGUGACCGCUCCCAGUAGAGAAACACAGGGUUUUCCUGUUCUUUCCAUUGAUUCGACAUGCCGUGAAUGCAGCAUAAGCAACGAGGUAACUGAAAAUAGAAAAUACUUAUAUCACAGAGUUGGAUAAAUGCUUUUUUCUCAUUAGUUAGUAUGAAUAUAGAUUUUAAGAUGAGCGUGCUGUUGACAGCAGUACUGAGUUUUGUCUCUUUAUUCCCUUUUUAUACAAAAUCGAGAGCUUUAAAUCCUGAAAGUUUUUUGUUCAAUUCAUAUGAGAUAUUUAAAGAAAGGAAUAUAAUGAGUGAUACUGUGCUAUGUUUUUAUUGUUCCAUAAAGAAAAAUAUUUAAAUCUGCAAGAAUGUUAUUUUAAAUCUCACUCGAGCUGUGUAAUAUAAGUAGUCUACACUUUCAUAAUGCCAAUGGACUCAUAACCGACAGAUUAAGAGAAACGUUUGAAAAAAAUCAAAGUGGGAGAAGCAUCCUGACUUUAAAUCCUGAGUAGGGGUCAAGCUUCAAAAAUACCGGAUCCUACAAUUACUAUAAUAAUAAUAAUCCUAUGAAACCAAGAUCUUUUCAUUAGACCUGAAGUGAAAUAAAUAGGGUUAAUUUCUCAGACUUGACAGACCUCCAUUAUAGGCACAUAAUACAUUAUACCUCUUUCUUCCCAGCAGUACUAGUCCUCCUCAUGAGAGUAAACUGUCAUGUGUAAAAUUUGUGGAGUUUCCCUUUAAUUCGUCUCAUGAUUUCUUUUUUGAUGUCUGCGAAGGCGCCCCCUCCUCUCUGGCCUAGGCUGAGGAACAAUUAGUAACAUAACCAGUACAAUCUGAACUGGUUGUGAUGCUACAUCACAUGACGGCCCUUUAAUAUAACUCACUGUACUGUUUCCACACCGAAGCAAUAAUGUGGGGAAAUCCAGAUUUUGUUGUUGUGAGGGAGUAAGUCAACACUCAAUAUUGGAACCAUCCAUGUUUUGAAAUGACUCAGCUUGGGUGUGAUUUUAAACGGCAGUACAUUUCUAUG